UGCAUGAGUAAGUGUCAGAGUCACUCAGUACAGUUACUGACGGCCCGUACCGUGAACGAUCGCCGUCGCCGUCGACCGUCGUCGUAGUCGUUGUUAUCGUUGCCAGCGUCGGGUAGAGUCGUGUUCGUUUUACCAUGAGUUGCUCUUGAUAAACGUAUAUGCAGUUAACAGAAAGUGAGAGAGAAAGAGACGUCGAAAAAGAAAGGAAGAUCGUUUAAUUGAUGAACAGGUGUAACUCGUCGACGAAGUGACAGUGUGUUCUCGAAUGUGUAUAUGGACGAGAUCGUGACGAUGACCGUUCCACCGACACUACCGGCGAAGACUCAGCCCCGGGACCCGAGUCAGGUUGCCCGACAGACUGUAUCAAUCCGGACUGUUUCCAAUGCCCCCACGGCUCCUCUUAGCACCGGGGCCGGAGCAACGGUAUUUGUCGGGCUCGCAGCUCCUGGCGUCGAUUCCGCGGCAGCCUGUAGGAGAAGAAUCCCGGAAGUGCAAUCCGCGAACGGCUACGGUAAGCAGAGCACCGUGAAGUCGGCUCAGAACCUACCGAGCCAGCAACAACAGCAGCAACAGCAGCAGCAGGCGGCGCAUGUGGUGAAGAUCAAGAUCAAUCCGGAUGGUGAGAAAAACGGAAGGGUGAUAUCGACCGUUCGAUUGACUCUGGACGAGAAGGUCGUCGGGCAGGAAACCGAACAGGAGAACGGGAACGGGAUCGGGAUCGCGUGCGAACAUUCGAGCAAGCGUGACGGUUGUGUGGUCGUGAGUGCGGCGAAUCUGGUGAACGAGCAACGUUGUGGACGUGCCGGUGCCGGUGAAGGCUGUGUGAGGAUCAGCGUUGCUUGCAACACCUUCGAGCGCAACAACAACAACAACAACAACAAAGAUAAGCGUAAUCGAAAGGACAGCUCGGAGAAAGACAUGGUUCACCGGGAGAGUACAGAACCCUUGAACACCAGCUCCGCCAAUAAUCGUUCUACCAGCGCCUGCUUCUACUACAAUUCGUAUCCGAGUCAUUUGAACGGUAUGGUGAUGUCCAGUGGGCAAUGUUCGCCAAGCGACACCCUGGACAGCGGUACGUGCAGCGAUCUCGAUGGCACGCCACCGCCUCUUCCCAAGAAAAAGAACUCUAGCACUGUUAUGCUGGCCAGCGAUCAGCAUAAUCGAACUGGAAGUCUGACCAGUAGCGGGGCGGAAGUGGACAGUGACGAUAACGAGAGCAACAUCAGCUGCGACUCGUUGAACGCCGGCGACUUGAACGACAGAAUAGAGGAAAUCAAUGGUAACUCGAAUGGAGUUAAUCGAUCGUCCCUGGAUUUCCGAGGACAUUCAGAGAAUAAUCAUCGUCAGAAGUACCGGGACAUGAACGACGUUCCAAAUUUGAACCAAUUGAACCUGUCGAACGAGAAGGAGGAACGAACGAGCAAGGAGACCGCAACGACGCCGGAAAUUCAAUCGAAUUCAUGUUCGACCAGAGCAUCCCCCAGCGUGUCCCCUUCGCCGUCCGCAACUUCUUCGCUGUCGAAAGCUUCAUCCACGCCGAGAAUCCGGAGUCCUGUGUUGACGAGCGAAUCUAAUGGCAGGCUAUCAUCGCCGGUGGUGAAGGAAUGCACGUACGAGGAGAGGAAACAGGAACAGGAGAGGAUAGGACAAGAGCCCGUUGGUGGUGACGUUGACGCGAGCAUCAAUCCUGUGACUGGGAAGAAGUACCUGUACGAGUACGACAGGUUCUACAAGUUUCACGUGAACGAACUGAAGGGAAACAGCAAGGACACGAACAAGGGUGUGGUGUUAGGAGAUAAGGACACCGACGAAUGUUUCGCCGGUUACAAGAUCCUCGACAAGGAAGCCAUACGAAGUGCCAAGGGAACCGUUCGCGGUGUCAAGAACAGGGUGCGAGCUGGUAUCGCGACGUUCCUUCAAAAACCAUCCUCUCAGGCGUACAUUAAGAAGGAGCUGGGCAAGGUAGUGGUCUACACGACAACCUCUGGCAUCGUCAGAAAAACGUUCUACAAUUGUAAGAAGGUGAAGCAGAUUCUGAGGACGCAUAUGGUCAAGUAUGACGAGCUGGAUCUGUUUGGCGACGCGGAACUUCAGACGGAACUAAGGGAACGUUUGGGUUCCAUGGUGAUACAAUUGCCGCAGCUCUUCAUUGACGGACAACAUAUCGGGGGAUUUGACACUGUGGAGCGAUUGAACGAAUCUGGAGAACUGAGAGACAUGCUCAAGCCUUAUCAGAGCGAGGAUGCUUGCACCGUUUGCCUGUUCUGCGGCGGUUACCAAUGGCAGCUGUGCCCGGUUUGCAACGGCAGCAAAAGGUCCGUGCAUCGCAACGACUUCACCGCGGAAUUCGUCGCCCUGAAGUGUGCAAAAUGCGAUGUGAACGGUCUAAUACGUUGUCCUCAUUGCUAAAGGACGAGCAUGAAGAGGAACGAGGGCUACGAACGGCAUCGUCAUCCUCGACGUUAUUGCACUCGGCUUCCCAUGGCUUGCAACCCCCUCCCUUACACUCGGUUUAAGACUAAGGUGCUACGAGAGUAUAUUGCAUGUUACACGUAACACGUUGAAUGGAUUCCUUUGUCCAGGAGCGUUCUUUCACUUUCGUUUAGAAUUUUCGCCUUUGCUCGCCUCGAGUUUCAGGGGUUUAUAGGAAUUCGUAGGUCGAGUAGAAUUUGAAAAUUCGAGGUAAAACAACGCUCGCACGUUUGUCGCGUGACUACUCCCGUCAAUUGUAAAAUAUCGACUAAUAAAGCUUAUCGGAAAUUUUGUAAUAUUAAAAUGAUGCAUCUUCUUA
Molecule: messenger RNA, 2791 nt
Organism: Osmia bicornis bicornis
Lineage: Eukaryota; Metazoa; Arthropoda; Insecta; Hymenoptera; Megachilidae
Exons: 5
Coding region: 274-2409 (711 amino acids)
Biological process (GO): sensory perception of sound
Source: RefSeq, a predicted model, not a curated record